Indicator indicator is the source of this 1431-nucleotide messenger RNA. RefSeq names its product protein eva-1 homolog C-like. Lineage: Eukaryota; Metazoa; Chordata; Aves; Piciformes; Indicatoridae. Gene Ontology annotation, molecular function: carbohydrate binding. Bases 1 to 1431 code for a protein of 476 amino acids. The transcript is spliced from 8 exons. The record is from RefSeq and is a predicted model, not a curated record.
AUGUGCUACACAGAUAUGUCUCCUACCUCCAAUUUCCUCAUAGGAUUCAUGUGCUUGACAGCUUUCAGCAACUUUGCUAAGACUUCUGCAGACUUCUCAGGUUACUUAUCACAAGUACUAAAAAAUUACACUGACCAUGCCUGUGAUGGAGAGUAUGUCUCCCUGAGAUGUCCUCACAGAACCACCAUCAGCAUCCAAUCUUCUUUUUAUGGCCGGAUCGUACCAAGUCAUCAGAUGUGUCCUUCUCGUGAUCCCCACUCCUUUGCAACUUUAAUUAAAGAGGACGUUGCCUGUUCAGUUGGCACUUCCCUUCAGAAGAUGCUGGAUGAGUGCCAGGACAGGCGGAGCUGCCAGUUUCUCAUCAAUAGCCGGCUGUUCGGUGCAGAUCCGUGCCCUGGAACCGGCAAGUACCUCAUCGUGUGGUACAAGUGCAGGCCAAAUGAAUACAAGAGUAAAGUAGCCUGUGAAGAUGACAAGCUGAGGCUAAGCUGUAAGAAGAGCAUGGUGAUAGCCAUUUUCUCUGCUGUCUUUGGAAGGACACAAGGAGACAGCCUGGAGUGCCCAUACGAAAACCUAGGGAUGCCCAUGAUAGAGUGUCAGUCAGCUACUGCUCUCCAACUCAUGAUCAAGCGCUGUCACGGGAAAAGAAGCUGCAGCAUAUAUGCUAGCACCUAUGAAUUUGGAGAUCCUUGUUACCCAGGCAUCCGAAAACAUCUUAAUGUCAUCUACACCUGUGUUCCCAAGAAGCUUCUGCAUGAAAACCAGCCAAGACCAACCAAUUACCAAGGAUUUCAGAAGCCACCUUUUCCACUGCGGCCAAGAGUGUUUGAUCCCAAUGUGUUCCUUUCUGAUGUCUCCCCUUCCAGCAUAGGACGAGCUCGCCCAGCAGAGAAGAAGAAAGGGAGAGCAGCCACCUUCUACCCUGUAGCCAACACCCCCUUUCUGCUUCCUGUGGAUGAGACACAACUGCCGGCGCUCAACAGCAGCAUGGAGCCCGUGGGCGUUAGCACAGAGAUGGCUUUGCUUAGCAACAUCCUAGCAGCGUAUGCCUUUAUCACAGAAAACCCAGAGCGGGCUGCUCUGUAUUUUGUCUCUGGUGUGUGCAUUGGACUCGUCUUGACCCUGCUGGCUCUGGUGCUAAGGGUGUCCUGCCGAACUGACUGCAGACGCUCCUCCACGAAGAAACCUCCUCGGGAGCGGGAGAGUGACAGUGACAGCAGUGAGAGUGAUGAUGACUCAGACACCACUUCGGACCUGUCAGCCCGCAGGCACCGCAGGUUUGAGAGGACUUUGAACAUGAACGUCUUCACGUCGGCAGAGGAGCUGGAGCGAGCUCAGCGGCUGGAGGAGCGGGAGCGCAUCAUCCGGGAGAUCUGGAUGAACGGCCAGCCGGACAUCCCAGGGACCAGGAGCCUCAACCGCUACUACUAA